GAACUUACCGGAGAAAAGAAAGUUGAUAUGGGCGACAAUCUCUCACCCCCUGAUUUUCCCGAAAAUGCCUUGUUAACGCAUUUUCUUGUGAUCUCAUCCAGGUGUGCCAAGGACUUCUGUGGUGGAUUGUAGGUCUAAAUUUGAAUGUGUGUAAUCCUAAAACAGUGCAAAGUACAUUUGUUCAUGCUCGGCAAAGAUGACGGAUAUCUUAAUGGUAAAUUUAUUUCUGAUCCGUACAUAAUUCAUUAGUCUGUAGUGCGGAAAUAUCGUAAAAAUGUCCCUUCUGGCCCCGUAAGCGGUUAUAUUUUCUAACGUGAGCCGAGAAAGAAGUCCUAUGGGGAUGGCUAGGUCACGCAAGUUUAGACAAUUUAUGUAUCAACGUGAUGAUGGCUCUUAGCCGUAGAAGAGUGGGUAAAAUUGGAGAAGAUUAAAACGGCCUACAUUCGGACGUUUGGUGUCUUUGCUUGAAAGAAAUUAAAGCCUUUUUAAGCGAGUUUUUGUUUUUGUUUUUUAAUUUUUUAAUUUCUGUGCGGUUGUCGCUAGCUAUUCAGAGUUAUGAGUGGACACUUAAUUAGGCAGAUCAAUGCAAAAGUCAAUUAUGUCAAGCGUACUUGGGCGUCUUUUAGAAGAUCUUAAGUCAUUACACAAUGACCGAGCUAGCAAUUGCUAUUGCAAAUGUAAAUUCAUGAAUAUUAAAACAAAUUUGAAAAAAGUCAUUUUUUUUUCGAUAUUGUUUUGAAAUGAUGCGCCCACGACUUAGCUUCAAGCAGGUGAAUAUAUGAAAUAUCACAUUAUGAUAUUUCGAGUAGAGUAAAUUUAUGUCAAUUUUAGCGAUACUAGCAAACUCGCACCUUCUCUAAGGGCGGUCACUGAAUAGGUACUUAUUAAUACAUUUCUAGGAGGAGCUCGAACCCUGGAAGAAGCCAUUUCAAUUCAACAGGAAAUAUGCUUCACCAGAUAAAACACUGUCUGCUAUUUCCUUGGAAACUUCUUUUGCUCAGCAGAAGACGGCAGAUUCUUUUUGUCACCGUAACAGUCGCUGCUUUAAUAACAACAUUAUUGGCUGGCUUUGACAUCAAGUCCCUGCAAGGUCAAGGUACACGCUUUCCCCUUACUAUGGCUCCUACUGACGACUUGGCUUCCAACAGUUUUGACCUCUUUCCUACUUACGAAAAGGGUGCACGCGCGCUCCAGACAGUGGUUCCCCCUCGGCAAAGAGACCUCACUUCCAGCAGUUCCGACCACCUUCCCACCUACGAAAAUGGCGCACGCGAACUACUGACAGUGGUUACCCCUCUGCAAAAAAACUUGACUUCCAGCCGUUUUGGGCGCAAGCGCUCUUCGGGUCAGCCUGCUCCUCAUAGCGAUUGUAAAUCCUGGAGGACAACCUCCCAGCACAAAACUACUUUGAUAACCAAGACAGUUUGUAGACGACAGUACUUUUUACUUAUCCUAGUUUCAUCGGCACCGGAAAAUUUUGACAGAAGAGAUUUAAUUCGUCAAACAUGGGGUGCCUACGACAACUUUUCCCCUAACUGGAAGACAUUCUUUCUUCUCGGGAAGACACGAAAUCAUGCACAGUCAGAUUUGAUCAUAACAGAAAGUAAGAAAUACGGUGACGUAAUACAUGGAAACUACUACGAACAUUACUGGAACCAGAGUUUGAAGAUUCAGAUGGCCUUUCAAUGGGCAGCUAGAUAUUGUAGCUUCUCGUUUCUUUUAAAGACAGAUGAUGACGUUUUCGUCAACACCAGACGUUUGAUCGAUGUCUUGCGUUUGAAAUCAACGCCUAAGAAAGGCCUUUAUAUGGGCAAAGUUAACCACAAUCCCAUAGUACAACGUGGUAAAGGCAAAUGGCGGGUCAGUUACAUAGAGUAUAGUGGUAAAUACUAUCCCAACUUCUGUAGUGGUGGUGGCUUUGUUAUGUCAUAUGAUGUUAUCGAGUGUCUAGUUCCGUUAUUUGACGUGGUUAAGCGAUACAGAAUAGAUGAUGUUUAUGUUGGGAUGCUUGCAAAGAAAAGUGGUGUGACACCCGUAGACCAUAGUGGCUUCGUUAUGCCGUUUCGUAACUACGAUGAAUGUAAUGUUGUCCCGAAUACCUUAGUUCAGCACCAGGCUCUUGGUGAUUGUUUAACGACACUGUUUAGGGUUCACAGUAAAGGGUGAUACAAACCAGAUGCCUUAAUUCAGUUCUAGACUCUUCCAGGCUCUUACAACAACAACAACAACAAUAAC
Orbicella faveolata is the source of this 2235-nucleotide messenger RNA. Its product is annotated as beta-1,3-galactosyltransferase 1-like. NCBI's taxonomy places the organism in Eukaryota, Metazoa, Cnidaria, Anthozoa, Scleractinia, Merulinidae. Gene Ontology annotation, molecular function: hexosyltransferase activity. Gene Ontology annotation, biological process: protein O-linked glycosylation. The record is from RefSeq and is a predicted model, not a curated record. Gene Ontology annotation, cellular component: Golgi membrane.